CCAAAUAUGCAGACGACAAAGCGGACAUCAAAACCGUUUUCCUGACGUGAAUUUGACAUUUCUUCGCUGGCCAUGGAUAUAGAAAUGAUCACAGGGUGGUAGCGGCCCCUUAGGAGGGAUCUCUUGUAGGUGGGUUUCCCUCAUGAGUACCUUGGGCCUACCCCUCCACCACGCCAGCAGCCAUGACCUCGUAUCGCAGGAAGGUUGAGGUGUUGGUGGUGGUUUUGCUGACGCUGAUUCCUAGACCAGGCCCCAUCGAACCCAGACCGCCAUGUACCAGGGAUAAAGCGGCUCUCGUAAGGAAGUUAGUUAACAAGCGAUGGAUGCCAGUCCUGGAGAAGUAUGGAGUGACGCUCCCUCUGGAAUGCCCUCUCCACGCUGCUAGGGACGUCUUCUCUAAGCAGGAGGCGGCCAAGAUCCACACCCCGCCCCAGUGGACUUGUGGCUUUUGCGGGAAGGCGUUUUAUCAUGAAGCCCAUCUAGAUAAACACCUCGAUAACAGGCACGAAGAACAUCUCAAUAAUGGGGAAGACUCUGUUUGUCUGGCCGAUUUCUGCGAUGUGAUGCGAUGCGAGGUUCUCCUUGAACGUCUACGUGAUUUCGACGACGCUCCUCCAACGGCCACAGCGCUCGACCUCUGGCAUCAACCACUUCUACUGUCUUCCUCAGCCAUCCACCAGUCCCAGCCUCAUGCAGGAGAUCAAGCGGUAGAGAGAGCCCUACCCAGGAGCUUGAUGCGCUCUUCCCACACUUCCCCUCCAUGGUUUCAGUGGACCAGACAACCGCGUCUUCGCCAUCGGGACACCUCACACACACCCCCAAGAACACAGCCCACCCCGAGAUCGGCCCCUGAUCUCUCAGGACCCCAGGAAGGUGAAGGGAGAUCGGUUGUUGGCGAUCCAGAAGGUACAUUACACUGCGAUAGCACCGAGGGAGAAUGCUCACAAAAUCCAGAAGAUACCUAUAAUGAGAGUGGUCAAGUGUCAGGAGGACCCAGAGAACUUCCACUGCAUCCUCUUCACUCGUGGCGAGAUACUUGUAAUGAGGAACAUCUGGCAGAGCUUAGGGCGAAAUGUCAGCAACUGAUACAGCAAUGCAUUGGUGGGCUGCUAUUGAACUUAACGCUUGAGCAGUUUAAAGAGGUUGAAGGAGCUCUCAGUCGAGCAGUUUGCUGGUACUUGACUUGUGAGAGGUACUGGGAAGCAGGUACCAUGGAACCACCAGAAUUCCCUUGGGGUCUACUCACAGCACUAGUUCUUCUUCUCACUCUUGGAGUAUCUCUUGCUUACUACAUAGUCUGGGUUCUUUGCGAGUCGCAGGAUGGAGGUGUUGUGACCACACCUGUCAGCGUCCAUGAGACCACCAACAUUCCAACUUUGAGGACAACCAGAGUCCGCCAUUCAGCCGCUACGGAAUCGGAGAGUGAAUGUCGUGACUCGGGGUUUAACGAGGGCCCUUUGUAUCCUGAUCCCAGUGAUGUCAGUCAUGUUUACACUGACUACGAUGGUCAGUCUUAUCGCUCUCGGCAUUACUCCGAAGACUCUCGUCUUUCAUGUCCACCAGAUGAGCAGGGACGAUCUUCCAAGUAUUACAUCUCAGAGGAGCGUAUGUUUAACUAUGCUACUACAUUCAUGCCCAACUAUGAACAGCGAAGAUUAAGACGAAAUCGAUACAACUACUUAGACGACUAUGACGACUACCAAGACUUCACGGAUCACGAUAAAUAUUAUGACACGACAAACCUUAAUCGUGAACCAAGCGAUAGCUUCAUAUAUGUAUCUUAUCCGCCAGAAGUGAAGAAAAGGUUUACAGAAAACAGGUGAUAAUAAGAAAUUUAAAAUGAACGUAGGCUUUUCAAAGGAGCAGAUUGUUCCGCUCUCCAUCUUCCAAGAGGUUGUUCGACAGUGCAUCGCUAUGACUUCAACAGGGAAAUUAUGACUUACCUCGGCCAUAGGUGAAUGCAGGUAUGGAGAAGAUUCCUUACAUUGCUUUUGAGAGCAAAGUCGGAAAUGUUCCACGAGGAUAGUUAAAAUGACGAGGAAAAUGUUAAAACUUUUCUAUUCAAUUUCAUCAUAUAUAUUCCAUGUAAUAAUACAUAGAGACAGGUCUCCUGCAUCUGUCUAGUGAUAAGUCUUGUUUAUUUAUCUCAUUAUGACUUCAUUUCAAGAAUAACUAGCAUUCCCAAGCAGAAUGUACCAAUUACUUAACCCAUUUCCUCCUUAGAUGAGCUGUUGAAAGGUAGGCGUACUUAUUUACUUGUGAUCUAUAGCAUUAAGACCUUCUCUCCACUAAAAAUAUUUGCUGCGGAUGAACUGAUGAUGAAAUGAGGUUUUCCUGAUGAGAAACCAAAGAAUUUUGUGGUCCAAGAUGAAAGAAAUUCGUGUUGAAAGUCAUGUUGGUAGGUUGUGAUGUAGACUGCACCUCUGCGCUUAAACGGAAGUGAAGUUUUAUUGCUGUGUUAAAAACGAAGAUACUUGCUGAUGUUCCUAUGGACCAAUGUACUGCUUCUCUCAUUUGAAAAGGAACAGGCAGCAUUAUACAGUUCCAUUUCUUAGGCUGACAAUAUUUUAGUGGCUUUGGCACAGUUUAUCGCUUGUCAAGAUUCUUUAUAUGAAAUGCAUCAGUUAAAAGAAGGAAUAAUAAUAAUAAUAAUGCAAGUUUCAGAGUUUCUGAUGCACCCCUUAAUUCUUAACAGGGGACAUUUAUCAUGUAGUAACCCCAGACUAACUGUACUAGAGACCUUUCAUAGCUAUCUGUAUCAGUUGAUUAGAUAACGCCUGUCUUAUUUAAAAAUCUCCAAGCCUAUCUCUCUCUCUCUCUCUCUCUCUCUCUCUCUCUCUCUCUCUCUCUCUCUCUCUCCAGACAUAUUUCUGGUCUGCAUCAGAAGUCAAUGUAAAAAUCAGCAGAUUUUCAGAAACUUGGCAUCCUCCAUGCACACCUAAGGAGUGAUGAUUAUGAAAGCCAAAUUAACAGAUCCUUUGAUACUGAAACUAUCUGACCUUUAAAAAAAGCACAGAAUAAGUUUUGCUGGUAGUUAAGGGCAUUACAAUAAGUUCUGCUGAUAGGUAAGGUUGUAUUUAGGGAAAAAUUAUUUUUGUAUUUGGUGGUACUCUGUCAUACGCAUGCUAUAUUUGCUCGAGUACAAAAUGUAGGUAACUCACGGUUGUGAACGUUUACAAUAGGGUAUAACAAUGAGGGAGAUUUUGGAAAGGCAGUGCUCCUGAAAAAUAAAAAUGGGUAACAUUCCUAAUACAACACACCUUUGGUAAGAAAGUAUUCAAUAACUGACUAGCAAAAAAUAAGCUAUUUUAUUGCAGAUAACGUUACAUUACCAGCACUUAGAACGAAUUAAAAACUGAAAAAUUGCAAAACCCUUGUUCGCUGUGUUUUGGUCAAGAAUGAACUAUGCAUAGGGAACACACUAAUUUAAUUCGAAGAAGAGGUUCUGCUGAUAAAUCAGUCUUACAGCCAGCAGGCUAGCUGAGAUGCUGUAGACAUCAUCAGUUGCUAUUCAGAGCUUUUAGUUGUUGGUGGUUGAAACCCACCUGCAGUGAUUCUUUGGUGAAGAAUAUGAACUUAAUUAAUGAGCGAGCCAUGGCUUUGGUCAGGCAUUAGUGUAAGGAUUUGGUAGGUUAAAUGGAUAUGGCUAUUUUCAUAAACUGUUAUAUAGUAAAGGGACAGUCUUCUGUCAAAUGCAAAUAUGGUUCAAACACAUGAAGUCUGCAUCAUCCUUUUGACUUUAUUUCUGGCUGACAGCAAAUGUCUCUGAGAACUUAUCGUACUUUUAGGUCUUGCUAAAUGAAACUAAUUAAUUAAUUCAUAACAGAAUCAUAGUUGAGAGAAGAGUGAAUAAUUUCUUAAGAUUUAGCAGAGUUUCUCAUGGUAAUUUGAAAUGUUGAUAUGAGAUUUAUUUCUGUGAAAUUGAAACUCUGUGAGAACUUACAAGGGUGAUAAUGUUUUCAAUGACCGACUUUAAACAAUGAUUUAUGACUGUCUAGUGGUGGUGCAGGUUCUUUUUUAGGUGGUUGAAACAUGUUGUGAUUCUGGCUGAAAGGCUCCCUACGUUGUUCUUACAAUUUCUCUUAUAUUUUCCUCACACAUAAAGAAAGUUUCUAAUUCCAAUAGUCUUGUUCUUAUGGUCCGUCCUCCCUCUCCCCUUUUGAAUAGAUUCCGCCACUGUUGUUGUAGGCUACUUCUUGUGCUUGUGCUGGAGUACUCAAGUAGUUAGUACGACCAUAAUUAGUCUCUAGAACAAAAGGCUUCCAGGUUUUGUGCUUCACUCACAGUACUAAAGCCUUUUAAUGCUGGUUGAUAUGUAGAGGCGAAAGCUUUGGUAGAGCUAAAAUGCACUGGUAUACUCAUAGAAGGCCUACUCAUUUUAUCCUUUUCUUUAGGCAAUCACAGUACCAGAAGAGCGGGAAAUUGUUUAGUUGAUUUUGACACUUUCUAAUUCUUGGGCGGAGUUGAUUCCACUGUCACUGCUUGGUGACCUGCAUUUGUGACUUCUUUGCUUUCACAAAAUAAGGCUUCUGUGCUAUUAGAAGAAUCUAUAAGUUUCUUUCAGCUGCACUCUGUGGGCUGGCUCUAUAUGAGACAAGACUUUGAGGGAGCAUAUUAGUUUGGAAGAAUUUAUCACUAACUUCAGUCUCUCUUAUAACUGUAUAGGGAGUCCAAGUAUGUCCUUUCAAGUGGCACUUCAGUGAAGUAGUUUUGAGGAAGUGAGAGGUACAUCUUUUAAUGGUACAAAUACGGUAACAUUCCCUUGUAAUUCUUGCAUUUUACUCCAUGCUCUAUGGUCAUUGGCCUAAUUUGUCUGAAGAACAUCUGUUGGACAGUGUGCAUAGAUUGGUAAUCACUGUCAUCAACACUGUAACUAUCUUCAAGAUCCUACUGUUGAUCAUAUCAAUGACAGAAGCUAUUCUUGUGAAGUGGAAACAGUUGAGCUAGUGAAAGGCAGUGAGUGCUCUUGGUUCGGUUUUGUGAAACAGAUUUGUUUUGUGAUGACAAGAAACGUAUAGAGUGCCCACAUCAUCAGACGUUGGUGAAACACUUGGUUUAAAUGAUGUGAAGGCAAAGAGCCUCGGAAAAUCGUCUUGUGGUGUCAGAAAAUGAACGAAGAAAUAGAAUUCAGUCGCCAGAUACACUUUAAUGUUGUGUUGUCUCAUGGAAUGUUGGGACAUGGAAAUAAGUUCCCGGUCAAUUAUCAUUUAGUUGUUUUUAUAUUUUUAUGGCUAAUUGACCUCAACAAUGUAUUCAAAGAACAAUAAAACAUACCAUAAAAGACACAACCAUUACCCGUACAGAGUAGAUGGCCUGGGGACACAGAGUCCUUACCCAGGACAGUGACAGAAGGCGUUGCCGUUGUGGCCUCCACCAUCUAUCUCAUCCUGUGCAAACGCAAGCAUACUUUCACGUGAUUUUAGUGCCACACGAAGUGAUGCAGGUGCAUUCAUAAACGUACCUCCAUUACUCAUGUACAUAGUGUUUAAACUUCAAACUGCCAGCUUAUAGAUGAUGUUUGAGACUAAAUAGGGUUUCCUUUUUUUUUUCUAUGCUGGGGGUUUAGAGCCUUGAUAUAUUUCAUAUGUUCGUUCUGUGAACUGCACAUGUACCUCACGUGCACUUAUGAUAAUGCCUUUGUAGUCACAGUUUUUAGUGGGCCCCCAAAAUAAGCACACUGACACACCUGUCUUCUUCUUUGAAUAAAUAAUUCGCCCUCAUCGACUUGAACUGUUGAACUUGAAUUCUGUUACUGUCAUUACACGAUUAGAUGUCUUAAGUGCUAAGGUCUGUUUUCAUGGUGUAAAAUAUAUAAAAGAACAAAUGUAUUUUAAAAUGAAAUUGGAGCUGUCGUCUCUAUCAAUAAAAGUUCCCAUUUGAGAGUAUUCAUAAAAAUAUGUAACAAUUAGACUAAGUAAAUAUGAAAUUUGAGAGUUUUCAUUUACAAAUUGAUUAAAUUAAAAACAGUUCCUUAAACAUUUAGAAUGAAGUGUUGGAUUUGUCUAUGCAAUAUUCAGCAUUUCAUUAUCAUAAAUAUCGAUAAAAGUCUUAAAUUGUACACAUACUACACACAAGUAUACGUAAAUAUGUGAUUGUACAUUUACGCAUGAACGUGUAUGGUAUUCAUAUAUAAAGUUUGAUUUAAAAUACAUAUCUGGUUGCGAAGCUUCGACCUGAAUCAUAGUGGCAUUUUAAUAACAUAAAUACAUUUGAUUAUAUGCGAUAUUUACUUAUAUGGAAACCUAAAGUUUAUCCUGUUUUUCAGCACACGAUUUGUUAUCAUUUUUCUACGUCCACGCAGCUUAAAACUCACGAAAUUUGAUCAUGUACUUCAUUACUAAUCAUGUCUGUUUUACGGUUGGAGAUCUCGCAUUAAUGGGAUCAAAAUACAUUUCGCAUUCUUUACAACACUGGAAACCUGAAAUUCCACUGUUAUAUAAUUAAAGUAAUUUAUUUCGAUAAACUUAAAGUCAUUUAUUUGUUGGGCCUCCACCGUGCGUUCAUAAAUCUCUUCGAAAUGUUUAAGAAGACCGACAAUGUUUACAUUCUACACAUUCACAACCACAAGAUAUCAAUCAUUACUGGAAACACUUCCCUUCACCGGAGGUUAACGUCUAGUAAUAGUAAACUGUUUGGUUGUGGCUAGUUCUGAGAACACUCUCAAGGCAGGUUUUAAUUUCGGGGAAUGCUCGUUCCUGUUCCUAACUUUGAUGCAGACCUCCAGUCUCGUGUUGGCGACGGUUCUCGCGUUGGGGCUGUUGGUGGGGGAGGUGUCGCCCCAGGGCUUCCAGAUCGACAGCAAUACCCUCCUUACCCUAGGCGCCGUCGCUGUCGCCAGCGGUCUGGCCUACCACGUCGGUCGCCAGCACGGUGUUAACGAGCAUGGUGGCGGUGGAACGAGGGGUGGCUUCCCCUUCUGGGGACGACGCCGCCGUCAGGCAGGACAGGACCCAUUGAACGAGCUCGACCCCUUGGUGACUGACCUUUUCCAUAUGGCCCUUGAAAAGGAUAGCAAAAAGUGCACCCUUCGGCUAGCCUGCGCCAUCGGCAAGAGACCCACCACCGUCCUUACAGGCAACGCAAAACAAUUUGAAAGCGUCCUCAGCAAUUCAAAGCGGUCUGAAAGCGAUCCUAAGGAAUCAAGAAGUGGAAUAGACGCUUACCAGGUGGCUCUCAACUUGGGCAGAGAUGGCGGGAACUGCGAGCAGCUGUUUCCAGAUUGCUCCAAUUCUUCAGGACAGCUGAUGGAUGCCUUCCAGAGCACGGUGUCUGUAAAGAACUGAAUGAUAUUGUCUUGAGAGAAACAUCGUUUGAUUGUUGUGUUAGGAAAGAAGAGGCUUUAUGUCGGUAGUGGUAAUCAGUAACUUUCUGCCAAAAAUAAAGCUUCCGUUGCUGAGGUCGUAUGGUUGUAUCAUAUUAAACUGAAGAGUUUUAAAGAUGACAGAUUCAGAUGGGAGAAAAACUUUGUCUUAGUCUCGACAUCAUUUUCAUGAUUUUAUUACUGAUGAAUGCCAUAAUUUGUAAUGGCAUCGUCACAUGUAAUGAUCAGAACAUCGUCUGUCACCAAGGACAUGAAACAUGUUUUUUCUGUCAUGUCUCAGGCUUAAAGAAGUAUUAUGAUCUUUUUCAAGAGACCGGGGCUUUGCCGUAUCGUUUAGGUCUAAGAUACAGUUCAUCCUGAAAGUCAUUAAAUGUAUUAAAUUUUAUAUAUGGUCCUAUAAACUUCUUUGUAUAGAUUACUUCGAAAACGUCCGUCUCAUUUGUGAAUUAAUGUUAUUUAUGAUAAUUGUAAAUAUUUAUAUACAUGAACAACUUAUCGAAGAAUGUGUAGUCUUUAUUUUUACCUGGAGCGAGAAUUUCCAACUAAUAUGGAGGCACUCACUCACACAUAAAUGUAUACAUGAUUGGGUUUUGUUGUUUCCAGCGCUAUCAAGGUCUAUAGAAUAUCUCGAUAGACCUUGAGCGGUAUGACACCCAUAACUUUAUUUAAAGCACUUUUAUGAAAAUUUAUGUAAGGUUAAGUAUUCCACAUUUCAUUCUU
Messenger RNA from Macrobrachium nipponense, 8041 nucleotides. RefSeq lists its product as uncharacterized. Bases 183 to 1823 code for a protein of 546 amino acids. The record is from RefSeq and is a predicted model, not a curated record. Lineage: Eukaryota; Metazoa; Arthropoda; Malacostraca; Decapoda; Palaemonidae. The transcript is spliced from 13 exons.